GCUUGGAACCGGAAAGUGCGGCGCAGAACAAUUCCUCGGGACUGCGCACGGCUGGCGUCAGAGAUGGCGGAAGUACUUCAUGAGCCCUUGGUGGGCGUGGCGAGGUGGUUGGGACCGCCAAUCGGAAUCAGGUUGUGGGCGGGGUUACGGCUAGUGGCGCGAAAACUUUCCAGUCCUCCCUCGGCGCGCGCCGGGCUUAUGUGGUGUGGCCGGCUGUGCGCGGGGAAGACUAGCUCGGCCUGCGUGCAGCUCCCCGAGGAUCUGAACUGGAAGCAGUGGGAAGUGCAGGGGAGCGGACAGACCUGGCAACUUCGGCGUGAGGCAUUUGCAUGACUUCGUUGUAGAAAGCUGGGAGAAGUUAGAAGAUUAUUUCUGACAAUUGUGUGUUGCGUCAUCCAUUAAAAAGAAUAUAUAUUGAAAAGCCAUGCCAUCCUAUGUCACAAGGCAGAAGACCCGGAAAACUUUCUCAUGGGUUGGCAGGCCAUUGCUGGAUCGAAAACGGUACUAUCAAAUCUACAAAGAAAUAUGCGUGAAAGAUAAUGACUGUUCCACUGAAAUUCACAUCAAGGUUGGACAGUUCGUGUUGAUUAAAGGAAAUUAUAAUGCAAAGCCCUAUAUUGCUAAACUGACUGAAUUAUUUGAAGAUGGAUCUCAAUUUCCUUCCAAGAAAUGUGCUCGAGUGCAGUGGUUUGUCCGAUUCUCUGAGAUCCCUAUCUCUAAAAGGCAUUUAUUAGGCCGGAAGCCUGCUGCCCAGGAGAUAUUCUGGUAUGACUAUUCUGACUGUGAUAACAAUGUUUAUGUGGAGACCAUCAUCGGCCCUGUUCAGGUCGUGGCUUUAGCCCCAGAUGAAGUGUUCCCUAUGGAUCAGAAAAGUGAGGAGACACUGUUUGUGAAACUAUCCUGGAAUACAAAGAAUUUUGAGCCACUGCCACCAGAAGUACUUUCAGCUUUGAAGACGCUAGAGGAUAGCCCUGAGUGCCAAAAGCCUAAGUCACGUCACUCUACCUCCAGAUCUUGCCAGACACCUGCUCCUCCCGUGUCCCCCAAUGCAAAGAAACUGCUCGAACUUGAUGGCUUAGGUUUUCCCAGGAAGCCUAACAUGAGGUUAUCACAGAAGAUCUCUUGUGACUCCUUGGAGCCUCAAAAAAAUUCUAAACGAAAAACAGCCUCCUCUGAGACAGCCUCACCACCUAAAAGGUCUCAGCCUGGUGAAAUCAAGACCUCCUCAGCUUUGAAAACUCUAAGAAAAAAUGGACAGGCUCCUUCCAUUUGUGCCAAACAGAGCAUGACUCUGAGAGCCCAAGGCCCAGCUGAGGUGACUGCCAAGAUUAAUGUGGAGGGGGCCCUUUUCCCUGUCAGGGGCAGGGUGAGGUCUUCCGUGGUGCCCACCGUGAUUCUGACACCAGAGCACAUUAGGAGGGAGACAAAAGGACAAGAAGCUCACAGCCGUAGUUCCCAUCGUGUUCAUAGAAGGAGUUCACUUGUGACUUUGAGUCGGAUUAAGAAGCAGCUUUGGCUUCUAGAUAAAAGUGACCACGAAGAGGAAGAUUUCAUAUCCUCAGCAGAGGUGUCAGACUGCACUAGUGAGGAGGAGGAAGAGGAAGAGGAGGAGGAGGAGGACUCUGUUCCCUCCCUUCGGAGGCAAAAUCCCCAGGGGCAGUCCAGGAACCGGAGAAUGGCCUCAAAGCCAUCACUGCAGAUCCCCUCCAAGACACCAAAGAAAACACCUAGUCGUAGAACACCUCACCACGCCACUCCUCAGAUUCGCCAUAGAAACCUCGCUAUCCAGGAGCCAACUAGCACGCUGGAGGAAGCCCGGCUGAGGCUGCAUGUUUCUGCUGUGCCUGACUCUCUUCCCUGUCGGGAGCAGGAAUUCCAAGACAUCUACAACUUUGUGGAAAGCAAAGUUCUUGAUGGGACUGGAGGGUGUAUGUACAUUUCUGGGGUUCCUGGGACAGGGAAGACGGCCACUGUACACGAGGUCAUGCGCUGUCUGCAGCAAGCAGCCCAAACAAAUGAUGUUCCUCCCUUUGAAUACGUUGAGGUCAAUGGCAUGAAGCUGACAGAACCCCACCAAGUCUAUGUGCAGAUCUUACAGAAGCUGACAGGCCAGAAGGCAACUGCUAACCAUGCGGCAGAGCUGCUGGCGAAGCGAUUCUGCAACCAAGGGUCCCCACAGGAAACCACCGUGCUGCUUGUGGAUGAGCUCGACCUUCUUUGGACUCAGAAACAAGAUGUCAUGUAUAAUCUCUUUGAUUGGCCUACUCACAAAGGAGCCCGACUGGUUGUCCUGGCCAUUGCCAACACCAUGGACCUGCCAGAAAGGAUCAUGAUGAACCGCGUAUCCAGCAGAUUGGGUCUCACCAGGAUGUCCUUCCAGCCCUAUUCUCACAGCCAACUGAAACAGAUUGUAGUGUCCCGACUCAAGCAUUUAAAGGCCUUUGAGGAUGAUGCCAUCCAGUUGGUAGCCAGAAAGGUAGCAGCCCUCUCCGGAGAUGCACGGCGCUGCUUGGACAUCUGCAGGCGUGCCACCGAGAUCUGCGAGCUUUCCCGUCAGCCUGGUGACUCUCCGGGCCUGGUGACUGUGGCCCAUUUAAUGGAGGCUAUAGAUGAAAUGUUCUCCUCACCCUAUAUCACUGCCAUCAAAAACUGUUCCCUCCUGGAGCAGGGCUUCCUGAGAGCCAUUAUUGCAGAAUUCCGUCGAUCUGGACUAGAAGAAGCGACAUUUCAACAGAUCUACAGUCAGCAUGUGGCUCUGUGCAGGAUAGAGGGGCUGCCUUACCCGACCAUGUCAGAGACCAUGGCUGUGUGUUCACGUCUGGGGUCUUGCCGCCUCCUCCUGGUGGAGUCCAGCAGGAGUGACCUUCUCCUUCGAGUGAGGCUCAACGUGAGCCAAGACGAUGUGCUGUAUGCUCUGAAAGAAGCAUGAAGGGCUUCAAGGACUUCUGCUAUUUCCCAAAGAGCC
This is a messenger RNA of Microtus oregoni (creeping vole), 2965 nucleotides long. RefSeq names its product origin recognition complex subunit 1-like. Gene Ontology annotation, molecular function: ATP binding; DNA replication origin binding; ATP hydrolysis activity. The coding region runs from base 425 to 2929 and encodes 834 amino acids. The transcript has 18 exons. The record is from RefSeq and is a predicted model, not a curated record. Gene Ontology annotation, biological process: mitotic DNA replication checkpoint signaling; DNA replication initiation. Lineage: Eukaryota; Metazoa; Chordata; Mammalia; Rodentia; Cricetidae. Gene Ontology annotation, cellular component: nuclear origin of replication recognition complex.